UAGCCUCAAUUGCGCCGGAAAAGAAGGAUGGGGUGGUUGAGCUCUUACGCCGGUGCAGUCGCACUAGCUCUUGCUCCCACAAUUGCUCCUUCUUUUCACUCCACACACACUCUUUUCUUCCAACAAUUCCCAAACCAUCUCUUCAAAUGCCACACCUUUUCAACUCUCUCUCUUACUUAUCGCAAGCUGUUGGUGCCUCCUCCGUGCCACGCGCUACGCGCUGCUGCACAACCUUCAAGGGAUGAUUAUGAUGAUUCUGAUUUCGUGGUUGUCAAUUUCUACCAUUUUGUGUUUAUCAAAGAUCCUCAAGCUGAAGUCACUAAACACCUUUCGUUCUUGGAGGGUCUCAAUCUUGACAUCAAUGGAAGAGUUUAUUUGAAUGAACAAGGGAUUAAUGCGCAGUUUAGUGGACCAUCAAAAGAUGCACUGAAAUAUGUCAACUGGUUGAGAGAGGAUAAGAGGUUUUCAGAUAUCCUGGUUCAGAUAUCUCCAUCGCAAAAUGGACAUGCCUUUCCAAAAUUGAAGUUGCGGUAUAAGCCCUCAUUAGUACAGGUUGAAGGUGGCGUAUCACAUCUUCCUUUGCUUGAUCCUUCAAUGCGGGCAAUACCUUUAGAACCUUCAGAAUGGAGAAAUAGAUUGGAACCAACCAAUAAAAAUGAUCUUACAUCAAAAGAAUAUCUAAAGAGGAAUUACAUUCUAUUGGAUGUAAGAAAUGGUUAUGAGUGGGAUAUUGGACAUUUUAAUGGGGCCCAACGACCUAAUGUGGACUGCUUUAGGAGUACUUCAUUUGGUAUGUCUCAACAAGAGAUCUCUGCAUCAGAUCCUUUAUCAAAUGUAGAUAAAGAAAACACAAACAUAUUGAUGUAUUGCACUGGAGGGAUUCGCUGUGAUGUAUAUUCUACAAUACUAAGGCAGCAAGGAUUUCAGAAUUUAUAUACCUUGAAAGGAGGUGUUUCUCACUAUUUAAAGAAUGAAGGUCCUGCAAAAUGGGUAGGAAACUUAUUUGUAUUUGACUCUCGUCUCUCGCUCCCUCCGUCUGUGUACUAUCCCCAGGCCACAACUGAAGCAGACAUGACCCAAAUUUCUGGAGUUGAUAAGUUUGCAAAAUGCUACCUAUGUAGUUCAGAAGUCAGCGAAUUGAGACAUAGGAAUUGUGCAAAUCUUGACUGUAAUUUGCUGUUUUUAUGCUGCAGUCAAUGUGUAAAGGACCUAAGGGGAUGUUGUUGUUUGAGUUGCACUACUGCCCCGCGGCUUAGACCUGUUCUAAUCGGAGAUUCGAGAUACAAAAAGUGGCACAUCUAUCGCGAUAUGGAUUUGCAACACAGCAUGAAAAUUUCAGCUUGAAUAGACAUUUUUUUUAUUAACCACAGCAGCAUGCCAUCAUAUAAUUUCAUAAGGCCAGUUAUCUGGAUUGUAACUGUUUAUGAAGCGUGCAGUGAAAAGCCAUACUGCAGUAAGCUAAUGUUGUAACAUUAUUGAAAUUUAACCAUGGGAAAAAUUGUAGAAUCAAGUGAACAUUUUAUGGGCCGAAUCCUCGAAUUGCUUUGGACCGAUUAACUUUCAUUAGUUUGAGGCCCAAUAAUCAGGCCCAUGGUUUAAACAGAAGCUCAGUGCCUCAGUACCCUUUCUUAGGCAGAGACACUAUUUUCAUUUCCCUCCAUUCCAAAACAAAAGAGCGCCACAAUAGAAAGAGAAUCCGAAA
Arachis duranensis is the source of this 1702-nucleotide messenger RNA. RefSeq names its product rhodanese-like domain-containing protein 8, chloroplastic. The transcript is spliced from 10 exons. The record is from RefSeq and is a predicted model, not a curated record. Lineage: Eukaryota; Viridiplantae; Streptophyta; Magnoliopsida; Fabales; Fabaceae. Bases 28 to 1344 code for a protein of 438 amino acids.